GGAGGCGGCUGAUGUGUGUGUGCAGCUGUGAGUGUGUGGGGAGGAGAGGAGAGCGAAGACGCAACAGCCGAGCAAAGAGACGGCCGCCAGCACCUAGACAGCCCUGAGACUGCAGUAAUCUGGAAUGCUGGUCACAGGUAACUUCCGAAUUGAUGGGCACCAGACGUACUUGGUGAUUACGAGGAUGAAAUGGUUGGGUUUUUAUCUCGGAUAAGAAGAAGCCAUGACAGAUGAAAGAAAUUAACACCUCAAGAUGUGAGAAGUCACAUAUACUGUAGAGUAUGAGAAGCGCUGGCCACGUCACCAUCGAAAAUGUCUCCUAUGAUCAAGGGCAAGACGUUGGCAAGCAAUUACUUGACAACAUGCCCAGUGGUGGAAGAUCGAACAGUCAAAGACAAGUGUUGAGCAAUGGCACCAACCCAAAAAUUCAUAAGAACCUCCAAACAUUACCCACGGACCUAGGCAAUGGAAGUGGGCUCAACUUUACCAACACCUCCCAUGGAAAUAAUUCAGCUGGUGGAAUGACACCAAAAACCACCACCAAUGGAUUACCCAAGACCCAAUGUAUGGGUCGAACUCAAAAUGGCAAUUUCAAGGGGGCGUCCAGGAGGCCUAGAGACCUUCCUAUGGUGGACAGUCUUGGCAUCUGGGUUUUCACUGUUCCAGCUGUUGUUGCAGGUCUAUGCUUUGCCCGGUCUUUGUUGGGGGAGUUUGUCCAUGAUGAUGUAUGGGCAAUACUCAAUAACCCUGACAGCAGGGGAGAGACGAACCUGAGCACCAUCUUUAAGAAUGACUUUUGGGGCAAGGCCAUGGAUGACAACACAAGCCAUAAGUCCUACCGACCUUUGUGUGUACUAAGCUUCAGAGUAAAUGUGUACUGGACCGGCCUGGAGCCUUUAUAUUUCCAUGCAGUGAAUGUGGUGUUACACUCUAUAGUGAGCGCUCUGCUGGGGUAUAUCUGCAGCACCAUCGUGUUCGAGGACAGAAAGCAAGCAGUGGCCUCUGCCCUGCUCUUUGCUGUACACCCUGUUCACACAGAGGCCGUGGCGGGUAUUGUUGGGAGAGCAGACGUCAUGUCAUGUUUACUUUUCUUAUUGGCAUUCCUCUGUUAUAUAAGGAGUGUGGAGGUGAAUCCUCCCCUGGAUUGUUUCCCUGGUACUACUUCUCCCCUCCUCCUGCUGCUCAGUUUGUUGCUGGGGACCUGCGCCAUGCUGGUGAAGGAAACGGGUAUCACAGUGUUUGGGGUCUGUGUGGUGUAUGAUCUCCAGAUCUUGUGUCUGAGGAGGUUUCUAAGGGACUCAUCUUCUGAACACUCCAGGAACAUGUGGGAUGUGGCUGCUCCCUUCUUGAAGAGAGCACUGCUGAUUUCCUGCUAUGUGAUUGUGGUGUUAGGUUUCCGUGUCUAUAUCAUGGGAGGGUCGAUGCCAUUGUUCUCAGAGCAGGACAACCCAGCCUCCUUCUCUCCUUACAUACUCAGCAGAUUCCUGACCUUCUCCUACCUCCUUGCGUUCAAUGCCUGGCUGCUGCUUGGCCCUAUCACUCUGUGCUAUGAUUGGCAGGUGGGCAGCAUCCCCCUCGUGCACUCUAUUUGGGACAUACGCAAUGUAUCAACUCUCCUGUUGUUAGCCGUACUCCUCUCCCUCGGACUGAAGUGUUUGACUGGGAGCAAGAGGGCGGGCCAUCGGGAAGUCGUGGUGGGCCUUCUCUUCUUGGUCUUCCCCUUCAUACCAGCCAGCAAUCUUUUCUUUAGGGUUGGUUUUGUGGUAGCUGAACGCGUUCUCUACAUGCCCAGCAUGGGUUUCUGUAUACUUUGUGUCCACGGAUUGAGAAGACUGUCCUCCCGGGUUGGUCCUAGAGGAUCGUCUGCCAUAACGUUCUGUUUCCUUCUCCUCCUCGUCCUCUUCUCCUGUAAGUCGGUGUCGCAGACUGAGUGCUGGCGCUCCCGGGAGUCACUGUUCAGAUCUGGAGUUGAGACGCUACCGCACAACGCCAAAGUACAUUACAACUACGCCAAUUUUCUUAAGGACCAGAAUAGAAAGGAGGAAGCGAUAAACCACUACCAAACCGUCCUAAGGUUAUACCCACAGCACCCCAGCGCUCUUAACAAUCUUGGCACACUGACCACAAACGUUACAGCGGCUGAGGAAUAUUACAGGACGGCGCUGGAAAUCAGCCCUCAGCACAGCCGGGCACUGUUCAACCUGGGAAAUUUGCUGCGGACUCAGGGCAGGAAUGGAGACGCUGAGGUCGUUUUAAGGGAGUCUCUUCUUCAUGGUCCAUACUUUGCUGAUGCCUAUUCCAGUCUGGGAUCAUUGCUGGCUGACCAGAAGCGGCAUCAUGAAGCCGAGGGGGUUUACCUGGCUGGAAUCAAGAACUGCCCUGAAAGUUCUGACCUGCAGAACAAUUAUGGGGUUUUUCUAGUGGAUGUGGGAGCUCCACAGAAGGCUGUCUCUCAUUACCUUCUUGCACUUCGGCUGCGCCCCAGUCAUCACGUAGCUAUGCUUAAUCUUGGUCGCCUGUAUCGUUCCCUCAGUCAAAAUUCAGAAGCAGAGAAGUGGUACAAGAAGGCCGUGCAGAUAUCCCGAGAUAUUGAUGUCAUCUCUCCUCUUGGAGCACUGUAUUACAACACAGGACAAUAUGACGAAGCCUUGCGUCUGUAUAAGGAGGCGACGGCGCUACACCCACAUAGUGUCCAGAUACGCCUGUCACUGGCACAGGUCCAGGCUGUGAUGGGGCUGACACAAGAGGCCAAGGAUCUUGCUUAUCUCAUAGCUGAUGAAGUUCCUGAUUGUAUUGAAUGUUUCCGGCUGCUGUCAGCGAUCUACAGCAAACAAGAAGACCACUCCAAGGCUCUGGACAUGAUUGACAUUGCUCUGAAGAUGAAACCAAAAGAUCCUAAACUAACAUCGGAGCUUCACUUCACCAAAGGGAAUCAGCUACGGGAGAUAAACCAGCUGGACGAGGCCUUCCAGAGUUACAGUCUUGUGGCUGAUCUGAGUCCCAAACAAGCCCAGGCCUGGAUGAAUAUGGGAGGCAUCAAGCACAUUCAGGGGGAUUAUAUGGCCGCCCGAACCUAUUAUAAGAAGGCUGCCAAGCUGGACCCCGACAGCAAAUUACUGAAAGAAAACCUUUCUAAACUUCAGCGCUUGGAAAGUAAAUUAGAAAGAAUUAAAGGGAGAGAUGCAGGAGUUCCAGCAAUGGACUCGCAGGAUGGGAACACUGGACCCGAAAAAGCUUCUAGUGGACUUCACGAAAAAGAGAAUAAAAAUGCUGAAAACUCCAUCAAAGGAAUGGGAAAUUCUGCAGCUGAAUCACCAAAGAUAUAAGAUUCAGAAGACAGGUACGAAAGAAGAGAUCUACAUGAUGCUUGGGAGAGAAGAAGGAUGUCCAUAGGAAAGCCAAAUCCUGAUGGAGAUGCCACAUCUGCAGAUGAUGUCAGGUCUGGAUGAGAUGCAAGGUCUUAAGACUUGAUGCAGAACACCCCAGCAAGACCCACUGACCCUACAACAUCCUUAGGUCAAAAGACACAACUGAAUCUAGGGUUCUGCCUCAGGGAUCAUAGGGUUUGAGAGAAGUGGUGGAGAUGCACAUUGUGGAGAUGUCAUGAACCGCUCUCCUAUUGAAGGGGAAUGUGGUAUCCACCAGAAUGUUGUUAUAGUUUGAUAAGGUUGGCUGUAGAUCAUCAGUCACGCUAUGGCAGUUAUCAGUCAUACUAUGGAUGUUGCCUAUCAUCCAGUGGCCAUUGUCAAUCAUUCUUAGGCAGUUGCCAGACAUCUUAUGACAGACGUUAUUCAUUCUAUCACUGACCAUACUUAUCUGAGUGUGAAUGCUUAUUCAGAUGGGGAGAGGAAUGCCUCUGGUAGCAGCUGACAAUCAAGCUGGUUGAAUUUCAACAUAACACAUCUAUCUUUCCCCGAGUCAUACUAAAGGGGCCUUUAUACUUCCCAAAUAUCGGGCGGAUCAAUGCUAACAAGCGUUUAUAUGAACGCUCAUUAGUGAUAAUCUGCCAGUGUAACCGUGCCGCUGAUUACUCAAUGAACGAGCGAAACAUUAGUUCAUCGGGUAAUAGGAUCUCUCAUGCAGUCACCUAAAUCAUCGAUUACUGGUAGUAGAUUGUGCCGGCAAACAAUGAUUCUGUAUGGGGGCAAGCGAUGGCAUUAGUGACGCUCCUCCCCAUACUGUGGAGGAGAUCACUACAUGUAAUAGCAGAGGUCUCCUCCACAAACGAGCAGCCGAUUGUCAGGAAGAAACGCUUCUUUCCCAACAAUCAUCUGCUCAAUUGAGAACUGUAAAGGGGUCUUUAGGCAAUGGUCCCUCAUGUUAUGACAGAUUCAGAGAAUUGUCAAUCAUCUUAUGAUGGUUGUAAAUGAUCAGACAGCUUCUCUCACAAAUUCACAGACUUUGACCAGAGUAGCUGCAACGUGUAUUAUGGGGCAGAGUUAAUUUCAUCCAUAGUUGCUUUACUUUUCCAUAGCGUUUUCUUAAUUCUCAGCAUAUAAACUGACAGUACUUUGUACUAUAUACACACAGAAAAUUAGACAAUAUACACAGUAGCCAAUCUGGACAAGUAGAACUGUAGUAUAAAGUACAGGGGAGAGACAAGGUGACAGCCUAAAUCACAUAAGAAAUGAGGCAGGAGUUGGAUUUGUGACUCCAGUAGACUACAAUGGUUACCAAAAUCACCCAUCACAACUCCUAGUUAACUUGGUGUAGCAGAGCCGACGUAGCCAAGAGAGAGAAAAUGCACAGCAGCUCAGCAGUGACCAGUAUCAUCCACUACAGGGAGAGAUGACGUCCAUUGGGACUCACUUAUCAAGUAGUGCAAUGCGUAUGCAGUACGGUAAUGAAGGGAUGUGAAACGCGUGGUUAUCUUUGUGUGCUGAUGUUUGCAUGUCGUGAUGCUGUGAUACAUGUGAACUAUGUUGUAUGUGCGCCGAAAUGUUAUGGAAUCUACUGCAUGCGGACUGGGGAUAUCUUCUUGACAAUGAAGAAACACAUUUUGCUUUAUAUAUAUACACCGGUUCUCAAAGCACAAAGCAAACCUACAAUCCUGACUGUAAUAAUACUCCAAUCAUAAAUUAUUGAAUGUAAUAUAUAUAUACACAUAUAUAUAUAUAUAUAUAGUAUCGUGGUAUAGAGAAGUUUAUAGCAGAAGACGAUGCAGCAGUGUCCUAUUUUUUUACAGCAAAAUAUCUAUAUAUUUAACAGAGAAGAUCUAUAAAUCAUCCCGAUAUGUUUCAGCAUUUCCUCCAUAACCAGGAUGAAUGGUCGGGAAUCUGAAGAUACUAAACUUCAUGUAUAAACACCCUUACAACCAAUCAAAUUCCAGAAUGAAAGGAGGGAUCUGAUUUGCUGGUAUGGUUAACACCUGGUUCUGAUACAUGAGGCGCAGUAUUAAUAAUGCUUGAGAUUUCAUCAUUUAUUUAUUGAGAGUAUCUAUUGGCUGCUAAUAUUCAUGGGAAUUAUCAAUGUUGAGUACAGAAUGUGUAAGGAUGACAUUUAUGUUCCUUACUGUGGCUGUGAAUAUGUUAAAUGUCAUAGUGUAAUAUUUCAUCAAAUAAAGUCAGACGUUUAUUCUUU
Messenger RNA from Bufo bufo (common toad), 5580 nucleotides. It is a transcript of the gene TMTC1, whose product is annotated as transmembrane O-mannosyltransferase targeting cadherins 1. NCBI's taxonomy places the organism in Eukaryota, Metazoa, Chordata, Amphibia, Anura, Bufonidae. Gene Ontology annotation, molecular function: protein binding; mannosyltransferase activity. The transcript is spliced from 20 exons. Bases 282 to 3326 code for a protein of 1014 amino acids. Gene Ontology annotation, biological process: protein O-linked glycosylation via mannose. The record is from RefSeq and is a predicted model, not a curated record.